AUAUGAUAAUGAGAGACAGGGUAAUCUAUGUUGUCUGAAUGGUGAGGGUGGCAUGAAGUGAAGAGCAGGAUGAGUGAUAAUGAAGAUGGUGGGAAGUGGGUCCUCCAACAGCAUUAGUGUGUGUGAGUGGAGGAAGUUGUGCACUAGAGAUAUAUGGAAGCUGCAUUGUCAAGCAAAGCAAACACCAAAAGAAAAGUGGCAUCCAAACAAACAUGUACAUCAUAUAACUCUUCUCUGUUCAUUUCCAUGCUUCAUCCUUCAUCCUUCAUUUUUCACCUACUACCACAAUUUCUUUAAACCCCACUUCCAUUCAAUAAACCAACCAACUCCAUCCCUUUCUCUUUAUCCUUGCUUCUUCCUUAAUUCUAGCUCAGCUGCUGUUUAAUCCUUUACAAACUUCAUCUUUUUGCCUGCUUUCUUCCACUGAUUUCUAACUUUCUCUAUAACCCACUUUUUGUUUUGUUUUGUUUUGUUUUGCUUUCAUUUGGUCUUUUAUGUAUCUUCAAGGUGAUCAUUGAUGAUCCAAAUAUCUACACCUACUCUUUUUCUCUGGUGUUUCCUGAUUUUGGAAACCUUUUGACUUGUUGCAAAGCAAAAUUCCACGGCAUAACAAGGGUUGGAAUGGAUUCAUUCAAUCAGAAUUGUCAGAACAGCAGCUUCAGGUACAGUCCAAAUUUGAACACAGGGACACAUGCUGAUGAAGAAGCUGAAUUCUCAGGGAUUCUUGAUAUCUUUGUCCAUCAUGCCAGGAAUAUUCAUAACAUAUGCAUCUAUGACAACCAGGAUGUGUAUGCCAAGUUCUCUCUAACUUACAACCCUGAUGAGACCCUCUCUACCAGAAUCAUCAAUGGAGGUGGCAAAAACCCAACAUUCAAUGAAAACAUGAGGAUGAAGAUUAGACAAAUAGACGCUGUUCUGAAAUGUGAAAUUUGGAUGUUUAGCAGGGCAAGGAUUCACAUGGAAGACCAGCUAUUGGGAUUUGCUUUGGUCCCAAUUUCACAAGUCAUUGGCAAAGGAAAGGUAACCGAAGAUUACAGCCUUUCUUCCACUGAUCUUUUCCACUCUCCUGCUGGAACCGUUCAACUCACACUGGCUUUAGACCCCUCUUUGGCACUCGAUUCCUCAGUGAAUUUGAUACCUGAAUCGGCAAAGACUUCAUCCAUAUCAUCAGAAGUCAUCUUGCUUGAUAGAAAGAUCUCAGAAGUUAUGUUGGACCCAGUUGAGUAUGCAAGAAUUGAAUUUCCUGACAUCAGUGUUGUGAAGGAGAACCAGCAAAUGGUGUCCGAGUACUUCAAUCUUGCAGCUCAUGGUACUUGUUCUGCUCCUUCAAGGUCCAACAUUGGAAGAUCUCUACCAUUUCUCCACCUUGGUGCAUGUCCUCAACUUGAUGAUUACGAGAUGACUAUGAGUCCCCCAGAUGAGAAUCAUGUAGGCUCCCUUUCUCCAAACGAGAGCAUUCAGAAUUCAUGCUUCCUAGGCUCCACUAUCACAACCUUGAGUGAUGAUAGAAACUCAGCAGAUUCAGUUGAGAAAAAGAACCCCUUGAGCACUGGUGACUCCUCCAAUUCUGUCACUGUGUCAAUCACUGUGGAAGGUAGUCAAAACUCUGGUGGUGCUUGUCCAGAUACCCCAACUUCUAAGAAAGAAGGUGAGACCCCAAAUGAAAAAGAUGCAACCUUCUCAAGCAACGAAAAGGAAAGCAAAAUCACCAAUAAGAACACAACAGAAGCUUCAACGUUUGGUCAAGUUUUUUCGGCUCCAUUAGGGAACAUCAAUCUUGAGGCCGAGCAAGCUGCUAUGCAAAAACAGAUAGUGGACAUGUAUAUGAGGAGCAUGCAGCAGUUCACUGAGUCCUUGGCAAAAAUGAAGCUCCCCAUGGACCUUGACAAGCCUGAAAAAGUUGAUCAUGGCGAUGGUGAUGUGAUUCAGAAUCAUGAAAACAGCAAAUUAGAAACUGAUAACAAGAAAAAGGAUGGAUCUCGUGUGUUUUAUGGUAGUCGAGCAUUCUUCUAAUCAUCUCUUAUUGUUGAAAAUAGCAAGAAUGAGAUUGUGAGAAAUUACUUAUCGUAACAUCAGGUACCUACCUCAAUUUGCUCAGUGAUAUUUAUUAAAGAUUUUAGUUAGUCCUGGUUUGUUUGACCCUCACUUUAGAUGAUCACAAUAGUCUUCUGUUUUAAAUUUCUUGUUGAUUGUUUAACUCAUGGCUCUGUAAGCCCCAAAACACCAUGAGUAUGCAUAAGUUUUCGUGAUCAAAACAAAACUUUUGUCAAUUUGCUACGCCAUUAAAAUCAGAGUGCACUUUUCUACGUUUA
Molecule: messenger RNA, 2312 nt
Organism: Vigna radiata var. radiata (mung bean)
Lineage: Eukaryota; Viridiplantae; Streptophyta; Magnoliopsida; Fabales; Fabaceae
Exons: 1
Coding region: 622-2013 (463 amino acids)
Source: RefSeq, a predicted model, not a curated record